AUGUCCGCGUUCAUUAAGUCCAUGAUAGUAUGGUUAUCAGACUUCCCACUGUCUCCUUUACUGGCACACGCUUCGAUAGAGGCUCUUGCUUCACCGGAGGUGUUUAACUGUUUGCUAGGAUGUCUUAUAGGAAAGACAGCUACUUCGACAAUCGAGUCUUACCAUUCACUACUUCAAAAGCAUCUAGAAUCGAAAGUGGAAACUAAAGUGGUGUUGGAAAUGAAGGAACUAAUUGCUAGCAUUAACUUCAAGAAGUUCUUCGAGAAGGAUUUACACACCUGUGUUAAGGUAUGCGUGCUUCUCUAUUUCAUUGGCACACAUACCUCUUCUUAUGCCAAUCUAGGGAUAACCUCACUAGGAUUUCUACAGGAAGAGGACAAAUUUAUCAUUGAAGUGUAUAUGCAAAUCCACAGAAAUGACAGGAUGAUCAGUACCAUAUUGAAGGAUUUCGAUGAAUUUGAACUGACGUUACGUGAGAGUCAAAAGGAAUCUUUCCUGUCUUUGAAGAAUAAAACAGAGAAUACUUUUAACGAGCUACAAACAUUUACUCAAUUCCAGAACAAUCCUGCCUUGACGAAGACAUCCAUGCUGCCUCCUACUUCUGCAUCUUCAUACGUUGAUGAGGUCUACAUCGACUCGAUUCUAUGGGAAAACAAACUACUUGAAGAUACUCUUUAUAAAUUAAUGCAAAAAUAA
Dujonia railenensis is the source of this 696-nucleotide messenger RNA. The record is from the annotation of a GenBank genome assembly. NCBI's taxonomy places the organism in Eukaryota, Fungi, Ascomycota, Pichiomycetes, Serinales, Debaryomycetaceae.